AUGUUCGGAAAAGACGCAGCCCAAGCCAUCGAUUUGGAGGCGAAACCUGCUAUGAUGUCGCUUGUGAACGUCGAAUACGUUGCCUAUGCCAUAAACUAUAUCUCGACACUCUGCGCCGACAAACUCCUAGCCGUGAUAUCAUGGUCGCAAGACGACCUAAGCACCCAAUGGGCACUGAAAUACUGGCCCUCGACACGAGCCGUGGUGAAAGACUUCAUUGCCAUAAGCACAGUUUUCCACGGGACGGUGGUCCGGUUGCUCGUCUGCCCAUCGCUGGAUCUGGUGCUAUGCACACCGUCGCUGUGGCAGCAGGGCUGGAACACGGAGUACAUCCGCACGCUGCGCGGCGACGGCGGCGACGCAGCCUACGUGCCCACGACGACGGUGUACUCGACCUUUGACGAAAUCGGCCAGCCAAUGUCUGGACCCAAUGCAUCUGCUAUUCUGGGUGAUGUGCGCCGCGUCGGCGUGACGAAUGUCAUCUCUAGCCUGUCUGCAGGUGCUCACGCUGGCGCUGGAUUUGAAGGAUCUGUUGGUACUGAGAGUUUGUUGCUGAUUGCCGUGGCCGGGUUGGUGCUCUACAAGCCUCAGGCGCUGGGGGCACCUCCUAACAUGGAUUACGCGUCUUUGGAGUGA
Penicillium arizonense is the source of this 636-nucleotide messenger RNA. Its product is annotated as putative lipase. Lineage: Eukaryota; Fungi; Ascomycota; Eurotiomycetes; Eurotiales; Aspergillaceae. Bases 1 to 636 code for a protein of 211 amino acids. The record is from RefSeq and is a predicted model, not a curated record. The transcript is spliced from 3 exons.